UUCCCACGCGCACGCUGCGUUCUCUUCCGGGCGGGUGGCAUGGCAGAGCCGGCUAGCGAAUUCGUGACGCCCACCCGCUGGUUUUCGGCCCCCGAGCCGACCCCCAGGUUGGGGCUUCCGAGCGACACUGCCCCGCUGCCGGGCAAUUGGAUGCUCUGGGCGAUGUUGCCGCCGCCACCACCGCCUUCGUCGUUGCCUCCCGCCGCAGGGUCAGCGCCUUCCUCCGAGGCGCAGCCCCCCAAGGAGACCCAGGCGCCUCCCGGCUUCGACGCCCAGAUUCUUCCCGGAGCGCAGCCCCACUUCGACAUCCAGUCCCGCCUCGAUUCUCAGCCUCAAAUCAACGGCCAGCCUUCCUGGAAUUUCCAGGCUUCGACAUCGUGGUACUGGAGACAGUCUCCUGGCAGAUUUCCUCUGCAUCAGAAGUCCCACAACCCUGCGGUUAAACAUUCUUAUUUUCCACGAAAAUGUGAUGCAAAGUUCACUGACUUCAACUUCCCUCCCAGUAAAAAACAGAAAAAAAAGAAAAGAAAAGAACCAGUUUUUCACUGUUUUUGUGAUACUUGUGAUCGUGGUUUUAAAAAUCAAGAAAAGUAUGACAAACAUAUGUCCGAACAUACGAAAUGUCCUGAAGCAGAUUGCUCUUUCAGUGCACAUGAGAAGAUUGUCUCUUUACAUUGGAGAAAUAUGCACGCUCCUGGUAUGAAGAAGAUCAAGUUAGACACUCCGGAGGAGAUUGCAAGAUGGAGGGAAGAAAGAAGAAAGAACUACCCAACUCUGGCCAAUAUCGAAAGGAAGAAAAAGUUAAAACUUGAAAAGGAGAAGAGAGGCGCGGUGCUGACGACGACACAGUAUGGCAAAAUGAAGGGGAUGUCUAGACAUUCACAGAUGGCAAAGAUCAGAAGUCCUGGCAGACAUCACAAAUGGAAAAAUGACCGUGCUGGACAGAGAGCAGCCUUUGGGUCAGACAGUCGCUUGUGUGAUUCGAAGCCUGACGGCCCACCGGAGGCUACCGCAGACCCUCUGGGUGUUCUGGUGAACACCGAUUCCGAGUCUGAUAAAGAGGAGAAACCGCAUAGCACUGUCAUACCCAAGGAAGUGACACCAGCCCUGUGCUCGCUGAUGAGCAGCUAUGGCAGUCUGUCAGGCUCAGAGAGCGAGCCGGAAGAAGUUCGCAUUAAGACCGAAGCAGACGUUCUGGCAGAAGACCGGGUCCUUCAUAGCCACGCUCCUCAGAGACCAAGUCAGGACGCGAAAGCCACCGUUAGAAGUUUCUCAGAGGCCAAGUGUGAGAGCCAGAAGGGCUUUAAAAAGACAAACCCUAAGAGGAAAAAAGGUCCUCACAACUAUCAUACAUUAUUCGAGCCCAGAACACACCACCCGUACCUCCUGGAAAUGCUUUUAGCUCCAGACAUUCGACAUGAAAGAAAUGUGAUUUUGCAGUGUGUUCGGUACAUCAUCAAGAAAGACUUUUUUGGACUUAAUACUAAUUCUAUGAAAACUGAAGAUGUAUAGGAGUGCGUUUGUUUCAGCAGUCAAAAUUGAAGCAUUUAAAAUAUGGCCGUUCUCAAGUUAGUGGAGGAAAACGUUUUUUAUUUUUUUUUAAACUGGAUUAAUAAAUAAAUUGUAAGCCUCAUGUGAUAAUGUUUGAUUUCCAUGUCAUUGAAUCUAUGCAAAUAAAUACAUAACUGAUUUUUAA
Pteropus alecto (black flying fox) is the source of this 1696-nucleotide messenger RNA. RefSeq names its product NUFIP1, FMR1 interacting protein 1 (gene NUFIP1). Gene Ontology annotation, cellular component: nucleus. The record is from RefSeq and is a predicted model, not a curated record. NCBI's taxonomy places the organism in Eukaryota, Metazoa, Chordata, Mammalia, Chiroptera, Pteropodidae. The coding region runs from base 40 to 1512 and encodes 490 amino acids. Gene Ontology annotation, molecular function: RNA binding. The transcript has 10 exons. Gene Ontology annotation, biological process: box C/D snoRNP assembly.